Messenger RNA from Diatraea saccharalis (sugarcane borer), 1045 nucleotides. The record is from the annotation of a GenBank genome assembly. NCBI's taxonomy places the organism in Eukaryota, Metazoa, Arthropoda, Insecta, Lepidoptera, Crambidae.
AUGUUGCAAAUUCAAGCAAUCACUCUCGAAAACCAGCAGAAAAUCGUUCAAAAGUUGGCCACGCAUUCUGUGCAGCUUGAAGAAAUAUCUUUACAACUUGCAGAGAUAAAACAGGGUCCAAGUGUUACUUUGUUGAAAGAUGCAAACUCUAUAGAUAACGAAAGUUUUACAAUAAAACCCAUUGAAAAUCAAACAGAUCUUAUAUCACUGGACCAAUUACUGACAAAUAAAGUAGAAAAAAAUAAACUACGAAGACGUUUGUCGUUCUUAUGCUCAGCUUCUGAGGGCGAAGGAAAAACUUGUGCCUAUAAAUUAUUAGAUAUUUUAUUCACUAGAGAUUUCCUUUGCAACUGUUCAUGGGCAGGUGGAAGUAGAGGAGAUAGGUCGAAAAUUGGUCUUAAAGAUUACAAGAAUGUUUUAAAAUUCUUUCACGGUAUGAUCUAUACUUGGGAUCCAACAUAUACCGUACAAGACAAUGAAACAUUUUUCAAAAUUAUUACUAAAAAUUCAAGGCAACGGAAAUGUAUGAAAAACCAUAGAAUGUCUUCUAAAAGAUGUCGCAAGACUAAGGGUAAUUUAAAUAAACGGCAAAGGAGUGGAAAUAUAAAGCAACCAGAUGAUGAUGAAAAAGAAAUUGAGGGUGAAAACACAGUAAUUGAAGAAGAUCAGUUAAACGAUGAGUCCAAAGAAAUAACUGGAGGAGAAAGCGUCCCAAUCCAAAUACAAGAAAAAAAUGAGAAUGAUGAAGAUAGCGAAAUGUGUUUGUGUUAAUCGUUAGACAAUUCAUUUUUUUUUAACUUUUUUGUAUUGAUAGGUCCACCUACUUUUUCGUGCUUAGAAGGUGACGAUAACUGUAAAAUAUUUAUUAUUAAAAUAAUUUAAAAUAGAAAACUUAAGUAAUUAUGAUAAAGUUUUUUAUUGGUACGUAUGCAAUAAUGGUAUGAAGUAUAAGUAUUCAUGAUGAUGCAAACAUACUAAUUUACAUAGUAGAUCCUUAGGAUCAAGGACAAUAUCAGAAUUACUACCAUAAUUUUUUACUUUGUAA